Messenger RNA from Tribolium castaneum (red flour beetle), 2788 nucleotides. RefSeq names its product nicotinic acetylcholine receptor alpha 3 subunit (gene nAChRa3). Gene Ontology annotation, molecular function: acetylcholine-gated monoatomic cation-selective channel activity; transmembrane signaling receptor activity. The transcript is spliced from 13 exons. Bases 192 to 1847 code for a protein of 551 amino acids. Gene Ontology annotation, biological process: chemical synaptic transmission; nervous system process; signal transduction. Gene Ontology annotation, cellular component: postsynaptic membrane; plasma membrane; neuron projection. The record is from RefSeq and is a predicted model, not a curated record. NCBI's taxonomy places the organism in Eukaryota, Metazoa, Arthropoda, Insecta, Coleoptera, Tenebrionidae.
GUGUGGGCGGCGGCGUCGUCCGGGUUGGAACACAGCUAGUGGGUGCCGUGCCUCAACCACAGAUAGGUUCAUCCGAGUUUGCAAGACACGAUCACUGGUUUUCGAUGAUGGUGUUGCAGAUUUGUCUGAACUGAACGGAUGUGAACGAGAUUUUGGAAACUGAAAGGUCCACCAUGUGGACAUGACUCGGGAUGAAGAGCUUGGUGGGGAUUAUGUGGAUAGUUUUAGUGCUCAUAUCAGGAUGUUCCGGUAAUCCAGACGCCAAACGACUCUACGAUGAUCUUUUAUCAAAUUAUAAUAAAUUGGUUCGGCCUGUAGUCAACGUUUCGGACGCUCUAACUGUCAAAAUCAAACUCAAACUAUCGCAACUCAUCGAUGUUAACCUCAAGAACCAAAUAAUGACAACGAAUCUGUGGGUCGAACAGUCAUGGUACGACUACAAGCUCAAAUGGGACCCCAAAGAGUACGGCGGUGUGGAGAUGCUCCAUGUGCCCUCUGACCACAUCUGGCGUCCGGACAUCGUCCUCUACAACAAUGCCGAUGGUAAUUUCGAGGUGACUUUAGCCACCAAAGCCACCCUCAAUUACACCGGAAGGGUGGAGUGGAAACCUCCAGCGAUUUACAAGUCUUCCUGCGAGAUAGACGUCGAGUAUUUCCCCUUCGACGAGCAAACGUGUGUCAUGAAAUUUGGAUCGUGGACUUACGACGGCUUCCAGGUGGAUCUUCGUCAUGUGGACGAGAUGAAGGGCUCCAAUAUUGUCGAUAUCGGCAUCGACUUGACCGAAUUCUACACUUCGGUCGAAUGGGACAUCUUGGAGGUCCCAGCCGUCAGGAACGAAAAGUUUUAUACGUGUUGUGAUGAACCUUAUCUUGAUAUCACAUUCAACAUUACGAUGAGACGAAAAACUUUAUUUUAUACCGUCAAUCUCAUCAUUCCGUGUAUGGGCAUUUCGUUUCUCACCGUUUUAGUGUUCUAUCUGCCUUCCGAUAGUGGUGAAAAAGUAAGUUUGUCCAUCUCGAUCCUACUAUCACUGACAGUGUUCUUCCUACUACUAGCCGAAAUUAUCCCACCGACGUCAUUGGUGGUCCCAUUGUUGGGCAAAUUUGUACUUUUUACCAUGAUUUUGGACACUUUCAGCAUAUGCGUGACAGUGGUAGUCCUCAACGUCCAUUUCCGGUCCCCUCAGACCCAUACCAUGGCCCCAUGGGUGCGUCGUGUCUUCAUCCACAUCCUCCCACGUCUCUUGGUGAUGAGACGACCCCAUUACCAAUUCGACCGGAAAAGCAUGACGUCCAGUCAUCGUGUCAUGGUACGAACCUGCAAUGGGUUGGAGCUUCGCGAUCCUGGGAUUUUUACAGACACGGAGGAUUUGGUCGAUGAUCCCGGUUUUUUCCCAAGCGCUAGUUCCAGGGAUGAGCUAACACCCAGGGAGUUGGAGGCUGGGGCCUUGAAUGCGUGUCGGGUCCAUGGUACUACCCCACCGCCAGGGCUCGGGUUGCCUUUACCAACGGAUCUGGGCGCUGGGUCGCUUGAGGAUGCGCUUUGUCGGGAGGCCAACCCAUGGUACUUGUGUCCAGAGGUGCAUAAAGCCAUUGAUGGGGUCAGGUUUAUUGCGGACCAUACCAGACGUGAGGAGGAUUCGACUAAGGUUAAGGAAGACUGGAAGUACGUUGCAAUGGUACUAGACCGACUCUUUCUUUGGAUUUUCACACUUGCGGUACUUGUUGGUACCGCUGGUAUUAUUUUACAAGCUCCGACUUUGUACGAUGAUCGUAGACCCAUCGAUGUUAGACUUUCGGAGAUUGCAUCGACCACUGCUAAACCCCAUAUUGCCAGUUCUUUAUAAGGAAUUUGCUGAAAAUUUGGUUCCUGGGCCAAAAACAGACGCAAAAUUGUCAAAAACACUUUUUGUUUUUGACUAAUGGCAAAAAAAACACAAAAACAACAAAACAGUUCUUAGUUUUUUGUGACAUGUUUGUCAAAAACAAAAAAAACCGUAGUCAAAAACACAAAAAAAACAAGUCUCUUUAUCAUUUAUUACGCCACAUAUUUGUCAAAACCAGAAGAAAGUGGACUGGCAUUGUCAAAUACACACCAAAUUGCGACACCGAUUUGUCAAAUACAAAAAAAUUGAACUGAUUUAGUCAAGGCCUGGGGUUCUUUUUUUCGGCUCUUUUCGGGGUCGAGCCACGUAGAAAAAAGAAGAAGAAAAAAAUUUAAUGUGAGUUUUCGGACGGAUGCUCAAAUUUUCAACUGUCCAAAAAAAAAUAGUCGAAAAGUUUAGUAUUUUAUGGCCGAUAGGAAUUGUACCUUUCUAGUCAUCUCCCAUUUUCUCUAUCACUUAUAAUUAGUAAAUCGGACGGCAGAAAUCCCUAACUUAAUUAUUUACUCGUUAUAAGACCGAAAGUGGGUGAUUAGAUUUGCCUUCUGCACGUUUUUAUUAUUACGUUUAAUAUAAAAAAAACUUCAAAUUUUAAUGAUACCUUAAAACCGUGUUUUUAAACGCUGCCGAAUGAUUAUAAAGAAAUUAUAUUAACGCAUCGUUAUUUUAAAAAAACAUGUAACUAUGAUGAUGUAAACGAUUUCUAUACAUAUUUAUGCUGUAACUAACGAUUUUAAUAAAUUAAAUUUUUGAUAUAAAAGCUCAUUUUCAUAAAAACAAACCUUAAAUCACUCGUUUUGGUGUCUAGAUUAAACCCCUGUAACCGUAGUAACCAUUAUGUGUAACACCAAGUUUUAUAGCCCCUCCAGGUAUGUAUAUGUUCAAUAAACGACUUGUUGACAGCC